This is a messenger RNA of Lactuca sativa (garden lettuce), 1235 nucleotides long. Its product is annotated as agenet domain-containing protein. Lineage: Eukaryota; Viridiplantae; Streptophyta; Magnoliopsida; Asterales; Asteraceae. The record is from RefSeq and is a predicted model, not a curated record.
UAAAUGGUUUACCCCUAUGUAAUAAUGCUUUCUUCGUGGUGUCUUUAACCCCAGACUCCCAGAGAGAGGAUCGAAAGAGAAGAAGGAAAACACAAAAACCCUAAUAACAUCUGAUCAAUGGCAGAGGAUCUCAAUUCCCACCCCUUCAAAAAAGGAGCAGAGGUCGAAGUCAGCAGCAACGACAACGGCUUCCGAGGAGCCUGGUAUUCCGGCACCGUAAUAAAAUCCAAGAACAAAAGCAACAACAAUCAUUCGAUACUAGUGGAAUACAAGACGUUAAUGGCGGACGAAUCUGGAACCAAACCCCUCCGUGAAACCCUUGACGUUGUUCAGUUAAGGCCCCUUCCCCCUCGCGAGAAACGCGAUAGGAAUUAUAAGUUUAGCGAUGAGGUCGACGCCUAUUACAACGACGGCUGGUGGGAGGGAGUCAUCACCGCCGUCCUCCCCGGGAAUCGGUACUCGGUUUUCUUUAGAGCCACCAGGGAACAGUUGGAAUUCAACCGGUCGGAACUCAGACUUCAUAGGGAAUGGGUCGAUGGUAAAUGGGUUCCACCAGUAGAAGAACAAGUACAAGAGGUGUCGUUGUCUAUAGAGUUGAAGAUUAACAACAAGGAUAGAUUCAAGAAAGGGGCAUUGGUGGAAGUAUGCAGUGAUGAAGAUGGUUUCCAAGGUGCUUGGUUUGCUGCUACAGUAAUCGAACAAGUAAGUUCAGGAAACUUAUUGAUUCAGUAUAAUUCAUUGAGAAACGAUGAAGAUACAGAGUUUCUGACAGAAGUGGUUGAUAGCAACCACGUACGUCCUCAUCCUGGUCAAGAGACUGUUGACCAUUUCCGUGUGCUUGAAGAAGUUGAUGCUCUGUACAAUGAUGGGUGGUGGGUGGGUGUGAUUUCUAAAGUUGUUGGAAAGCAAAAAUAUGAGGUUUUUUUUAGGGGAACAAAUGAGGAAAUGGUGUUUAAACAAUCUGAUUUGAGGCGACAUAAAGAAUGGAUCUCUGGAAAAUGGGUAGCUUCUAAUUUGGUAGGUAUUUAUAAGAAAUAGCAUGUUUUAUUCAUCCAUCCUAACUAUUUUGAUGAUUUGGUAGUACAUGAAUUGAUAUUUGUUGACCGAUUAGAGGUCUCUACGUUUCGUUAUCGAUCAUCUUGUAACAUAGAUAUGUGGCUUGCGCAUGCCCGAAAUCAAAGGGCAUUAAGGUCUUUUCAUGAAUGACAUAUCUUCUACAAUUAUGAGUUAAGAAA